AUGGCAGCUCCCGCAAAGUCGACCCGCUGGGGCUCCUUCCUCCAGCAAGCUGUAGCCGGCGUUGAGGCCCGUCUCGACAACAUGCUUGCUGAGGGUGAGAAUGGGGCUAUUCAAUCCGAAACUCCUCAGCCUACCACGGCUUCUACUACGGCUCUCUCCAAGGACCAUCAGAUAAGCCAACCUCGAUCCUCUACCAGCAGCCGUACCAACGACCGUCUACAGGAGCGCCUUGCCAAGGCCAUUGCCGCCAAGAACACUCAACCGUCCGACGCUCGCAGCUUAAUAUCAGAUUCCCAGAGCACCCGGCCGAGCGCUGAUGGCGGUCGCCCAGCAGUCGGUAUGGUUCCCAAAAGGGUUGCCGAUGCUCCUAUUCUUGAAAGCACUUCAGCGCCGGCGGCGGCCGCGGCGGCCGCCAUACCUAAUGAUACCCUGCAGGGCGAAGACGAGGUCAUUGAGACCUCCAGAGUAGAACCCUUGGAUAGCCAGCGACUUCCGAACGCAGUGCAGAACAGUCCAGACUGGAAGGCUCAACAGGCCGACAACUUCGCCAUAUCCGAUCAACGGCCAGAACUUGGAACAGCAACCAUGUCAACUGGUCACCGUGUCGACUGUAAGCAAUGUACGGCGCUUCGUGCACAGGUGGAAGUUCUGGAAGUCAAGGCGGAACAGUCAGCAAAAGAACAACAGGAGGAGAUACACCGCUAUGUCGAACAAUUUGAGUCCAUACAGGCAAAGCUGCAAUUCCUGGCACGAGAUGCUACAGACGCCGCACGAACGUCUGCUGCGGCGGCGCCCGCAGGAAGCCAUGAGCGUAUGCUUGCUGAAAGAGACAUCAAGAUUACGGCUCUCAUGAAUGAAGGCCGGAAUUUGGCCGCCACGGAACAGAAACAUCGAACCAUCAUCAGGAAACUCAGGGCACAGAUUGCAGACGACGAGAAAACCUUGGGAGAGCUGCGUACUCGUCAAGAAAAGCUGACUGCUGACACGGAAGCACUACGCCCUCGGGCCAACCGUGUUGAGGAACUGGAACAGACGAACCAAGAACUGCAAAUCAAAUCUAAUGGAAUGCAGGAUGAAUUAAGCGCGUUGCGCGAUGAAGUUUCGACUAAUAAGUCUACGAUGCAAAGGCUGCGGGACGAUCUCCGGAGUGCCUCUGACCAGGCCAACUUCGCCAUAGGUAGAGCGAACGAGGAGGCGCUGACCGCCGAGAAACGCCGCGUCAAGGACCUUGAGGAUACUGUUGCCGCUUUGCAGCUGGAGCGAAGCCUGAUAGCUGGUCGGGCAAAGGAAAGCGCAGCCGAGGCAGAAGAAGAAGCAGCACGCAUAGCGGAGCGCACCCGCACCAAGGAACUCGAGAUGAAGGCGGAGCUCCAGGCGAUGGAGGGGAAGCUGGAGGCGAUGCGGGCACUAGCGGAAGAGGCGUCUUCUGGCGCUGUAGGUGAUUCUCAAGUCAAACUCUUGCGUCAAGUGGAAACGCUGCAGACGCAGCAUGCCAUUGCUGUGGAAAAUUGGCAAGGUAUCGAGGCCAGUCUGAUCGCCCGAGUCGGUAAUCUUGAACGCGAGAGGGAUGAUGCUCUGCGACGCGAGUCGGACAUGAGGAAAAAGGCUAGAGAAACUGCAACCCGAUGCAAGCGCCAGGAUGAGGAGCUCCAAGAGCUCACGAGCAAGUUCCCCAACUAUCAGCGGGAUAUCGAGAGUUUCCAAGCUCGGAAUGAGGUUCUCCAGAAAAGAGCAGAGAACGCCGAGGCGGCCCUCUCCCAUGCUAGACUGGACCUCGAAAAGCAGCAAACAGCAUGGAAGACUGAAACGACUGAACCCGACCGUCGACCUUGGCUGGAAGACCACUUGCCUGGCCCUGGAUCUAGGAUACAAAGUCGUCCAGACUCGCCCUUGCUCUCUGUACCUACGCGUACGAUGAGCAACGACCUGCUUCUACUACACAGUGUAUCUGGUAAGAGCCGAAAGAUAUCGACCCCGACUAGCGGGACGGACGGCCACCCAGAGGGUUCACAACUAGGGAUAGGGAGGAGACUACCAAGUCAGACUCCGGCAAGACCGCCGAUAUUAUCCGGUGGCUCUAAUCAGCCGGUGGCACCUUCUAUCACCUCAUUCGAGCUGCCCCCAGACUCGCUGCCUACGCCCACCUCGUAUCCAGGCGAUAAAGACGAUUUGUUUGACGGUGUGGAGACGGCCUCGUUGCCUCGCCAGAUGAUGCAGGACAUGGUUUCCGUUUCGACGGUUGGUGCAGGGCCCUCGGUACAGCUGGUUGAAAGGAUGAGUGCGGCCAUCCGUCGGUUGGAAGCAGAGAAGGUGACAUCCCGUGAAGAGCUGGCGCGCAUAUCGGGACAAAGAGACGAAGCAAGAGCCGAGAUCGUUUCGUUGAUGAAAGACUUGGAGUCUAGCAAGACGGCCUCAAAACGGGUUGCCGAGUUGGAGGGACAGGUCGAGGACUUGAAUUCGAGAUACCAGACGACGCUAGAGUUGCUCGGAGAGAAGAGCGAGCUAGUAGAGGAGCUGCGGGCUGACGUGCAGGACGUCAAGGCCAUGUAUCGUGACUUAGUAGAGCGCACAAUCAGAUAG
Colletotrichum orchidophilum is the source of this 2580-nucleotide messenger RNA. RefSeq names its product M protein repeat protein. Bases 1 to 2580 code for a protein of 859 amino acids. Gene Ontology annotation, cellular component: endoplasmic reticulum; Golgi apparatus. NCBI's taxonomy places the organism in Eukaryota, Fungi, Ascomycota, Sordariomycetes, Glomerellales, Glomerellaceae. The transcript is spliced from 3 exons. The record is from RefSeq and is a predicted model, not a curated record.